UUGGUUUAAAAUGCAGCAAUGAACAAGCUGUUCCGCACGAUUAGAAAAUAAUCGGCGUGUCAGUGUCAUCUUUCUUAUGCUAAGUAGGUGUCUUUGAAGGCGGAUCUUUUGGCAGGUUGGACCGGGACCGAUCUGGCUGCUCCGAGCAGCUCAGACGAGCGCUGCCACCAAGGCAUCAACAGCGCGCCUUCGAGGAGCCAAAAGCGUUACUAUUAUUUGAUCGGGACUUGAUUAUAAGUGAACGGGGAGGCGUGAUCUCAUAAGUGGGGCUUCUCCAACUUCUUGCACCGGGACGGGAAGCACGCCGCUGCAACACCACGCACUCUGGAAAAGUCUCAUGCAAUGAGAGGAUGGCUGACUGAGAUUCUACUCAUUUCAUGUGGGAUUUGAAUUUGGGAUUUUUUUUAACUGCACACAUUUGAAUUUUGUGGAAAAAAGAACACUGCAUGCUGCAACUCUUGAAAGCAUGGACCGGAACACAUUCUUCCUGCAAAACUGUAUUUGUGGAGCGCUGUGGGAUUCGUGUUUUCAUUAAACGUGUGGAGGACAUGAUGGUCUUGGGACAAAAAGCUCUAACUCAGGAAGUAAGGAUGUAUUCAAGCGCUAACCUGAGCCUCAUGCUGUACACGCUGCUGGUGCUGUGCAUCAGCGAGGGCUCGGCUAUAAGCUCCAUUGACCCAGACUGGCCAGGAGAGGGGAAAUGUCAACACAUCAGCAUCCCCUUGUGUAAGGACAUCGGCUACAACAUGACUCGCAUGCCAAAUCUCAUGGGGCACGACGACCAAAAAGAAGCAGCCAUGAAACUGCAGGAGUUUGCAACGCUGAUCCAGUUUGGAUGCCACAGUCAUCUUAAAUUUUUUCUUUGUUCACUAUACGCCCCCAUGUGCACAGAGCAGGUGUCCAACCCCAUCCCUGCUUGCAGAGUAAUGUGCGAGCAGGUCAAAGUGAAGUGUUUGCCCAUUUUGGAGCAGUUUAACUUCCCCUGGCCAGACUCCCUGGACUGCUCUCGGCUACCCACCAAAAAUGACCCCAACAACCUUUGCAUGGAAGCGCCCAACAAUGGUUCAGAUGAGCCUCCCAAAGUGUCGCACACGCAGCCACCCGAUUUUAGACUACAACGUCCCCUGAGUGGACAGGAGCUGCACCUGAAGGACAUCAGCAUCAAGCAGACGUGCAGCAACCCUGGAAAGUUCCACUAUGUUGACAAAAGCGAGUCGUGUGCCCCCAAAUGUAACGCCAGAGUGGAUGUAUACUGGAGUCAAGGAGACAAGCAGUUCUCCUUGGUGUGGAUUGCGAUCUGGUCCAUCCUGUGCUUUGUCUCCAGCGCCUUCACCGUGCUCACGUUUCUCAUUGACCCCCAGCGCUUCAAAUACCCAGAGAGGCCCAUCAUCUUCCUCUCCAUGUCCUACUGUGUUUACUCUGUGGGCUACCUCAUUCGUCUUUUUGUGGGCACUGAUGGAAUCGCCUGCGACAGAGACAACGGAGUCCAGUAUGUCAUCCAGGAGGGUUUGGAGAGCACAGGCUGCACUAUUGUGUUCCUCAUUCUGUAUUAUUUUGGCAUGGCAAGCUCCCUCUGGUGGGUCAUCCUGACCCUAACGUGGUUUCUGGCCGCUGGGAAGAAGUGGGGUCAUGAGGCCAUCGAGGCCAACAGCAGCUACUUCCACCUCGCGGCAUGGGCCAUCCCAGCUGUGAAGACCAUCAUGAUCCUAGUGAUGAGGAAGGUGGCGGGAGAUGAGCUGACAGGUGUUUGCUAUGUUGGCGCCAUGGACGUCAAAGCUCUUACUGGCUUUGUGCUCAUCCCGCUCUCCUGCUACCUUAUCACGGGCACGUCUUUUCUCCUGUCUGGUUUUGUGGCCCUUUUCAACAUCAGGAAGAUCAUGAAAACAGAAGGGGAGAACACAGACAAGCUGGAGAAGUUGAUGGUUCGCAUCGGGGUCUUUUCUGUGCUCUACACCGUCCCCGCCACCUGUGUCAUUGCUUGCUACUUCUACGAGCGGCUCAACAUGGACUACUGGCGCAUGCUGGCAGUGGAGGCGAAGUGUAAGGAUAGCAGCGGACCAGAGUCGGAGUGCCUUAUGAAGACGUCCAUCCCAGCCGUUGAGGUCUUCAUGGUGAAGGUCUUCAUGCUGCUGGUGGUGGGCAUCACCAGUGGCAUGUGGAUCUGGACCUCUAAGACCCUGCAGUCGUGGCAGAAUGUGUUCAGCAGGAAACUAAAGAAGAGGACGAGGAGGAAGGCGAGCAGUGUUUUCACCAGCAGCCAGUCUUACAUUAAACCUCACCCGUCUCUCAAAGGGCACGCUAAGUAUGAACCCACGCGGCCCCCUCCCACUUGUGUAUGAGCUGGCUCUCUUCAACCCCACAAAACACUGAUUAAGCCCUUACUUGAGACAUUUUAUUCAGAGUGCCAUCAAAAAUGUUUAUUUAUGCAAGUUGCAUUGAAUAUAAUGCAACAUCUCAUGCAACAAGAGCUGCCUUUUGUUUGCUACUUCUGGAUUCAGUUAUCCUACUGAGAAACUUGGUGGAGAACAAUUGUAUUUUUUCAAUUAUGUGGAAAAACAGAGUGGAAUAACCCAUUGAGAUGUGCCAUGGGGUUACUUGAAUAAUGUGCAAUAGAUGUGUUGCUUCCACGUGACAAAGACACUUGUACUGUUAGUGGCAGAUUACAGACAAAGAAAAGACCCCAGAGACAAUGGAGGCAAAUGGUCAGAGAGAUGAGUGUUGCGUUGGAAGGCUUUUUAAUGGAAAUGGGGACAGGCGGUGUCAUAUAUGUUUGAACUGGAGUGAGAACAGCUGUUGAAAUGCAGUCCAGACCUUCUGAACUGCCCUUUUGUGAGGCAAAUCCAUGUUGUAAAUUAAUCCAGCACUCAGUAUUGAAAAGUUGUUUGUAAGCGUCAUUGAGUUUUCAGUUGCUGUUUUAUAGCGCAAGGACAUGUUUGUAUGUGUUUCUAAAACUGCAGAUUUUAUAGAAAAAUUAAUAAAACGUUCUAGUUUUAAAUUGAUGGUCGAGAUGGGAUUGUUAUUCAUCUCUGCUAGAGUGCCUGCAUCCUCACUUCGCAGCACACAGCUUGUUUUUUUUUGUGUUGUUAUUGCAGUACUUCAUUUCCCGGCCUGUACUGGCUGAACUCGUCAUAGCAAUCUAAAUAAUGUGUCUUAUUAUGUUGCUAUGUCAUUAAAAAACGUUUGAGUAAGAAUUUUCUGUCACUGGAUGACCCAAAGAUGUUAUUGCUAUACACUCACUGGCUGCAGCUGCAAUGACAUCCAAUGUGGAAAAUGUCUCAGGUUAACUGCAACUGUAUCAAGGUAACGGUGUGUAUUAUUAGGCUUGUAGUUUCCACUGCAUCAUACUAAAAUGUGUUUUUGAUCAUUUGGUUGCCUUAUUGAUCUACAUACUGUACCGUCAUCUCAUAUUGCAAUGACUCCAAUACAAAGCAGUUGUUGAAUAUCUCUCUUAAAGUGUCAAAACUUCCAUUAUUCCUUAUAAUAACUAAGCUUUAUUAUAUUUUUCAUGGCAAAUUUGGAUCUCAUUUGACAUGCAGCUGUACCUAAUGUUGUGGCAGUGAGUCUAAAUGGUCCUGUGCCAAA
Molecule: messenger RNA, 3582 nt
Organism: Dunckerocampus dactyliophorus (ringed pipefish)
Lineage: Eukaryota; Metazoa; Chordata; Actinopteri; Syngnathiformes; Syngnathidae
Gene: fzd10
Product: frizzled class receptor 10
Exons: 2
Coding region: 447-2339 (630 amino acids)
Biological process (GO): canonical Wnt signaling pathway; non-canonical Wnt signaling pathway
Cellular component (GO): plasma membrane
Molecular function (GO): Wnt-protein binding; Wnt receptor activity
Source: RefSeq, a predicted model, not a curated record